Messenger RNA from Malassezia sympodialis ATCC 42132, 1074 nucleotides. RefSeq names its product NCBP3 domain-containing protein. The record is from RefSeq and is a predicted model, not a curated record. Gene Ontology annotation, molecular function: RNA 7-methylguanosine cap binding; mRNA binding. Gene Ontology annotation, cellular component: nucleus. Lineage: Eukaryota; Fungi; Basidiomycota; Malasseziomycetes; Malasseziales; Malasseziaceae.
AUGGCUUCCAUGGAUACAACUAUGGACGGUGCCGAUGGGCCCAAGAAAAUCUUGUACAACAUGCCACCAGAAAUGGUGAGUGGUGAAAAUAAAGAGGAAGAGGUGCUUCCGGCCAUGCCCGACAAGGAGGCACCUGAGGCAGGUACUCCACCACCUGCACCUGGGGUGGACUAUGGGGACUCUUUACGACCGAUUGCUCUGCAUUUAGAAGGCGAGCCUAUCAGUCAAUUGUCUACGUCUAGGUUAAUGGCUUACGUUGGUCAUACAGGCGUCAAAGCAAAAGGAAUCGAAUGGAUCAAUGACACGCGAUGCGUGGUUGUUUUUGAGUCUUAUGCCGAGGCUGUCAAUGGUCUUCAACGGCUUUUAUUGUACGAAGAAGACUAUAUAUUACCUGAAGAAGGCCAUAUCCACGAGCACAAGGAAAUUCUAUUGCUUCCACGCCUAGUCAUGUCCUUUCCCCGUUCUCUGUACACCACCGUGGAGGAACAAGCUGCCUCCAGCCUCCCUGAACUACAGACGAAGAUCACUGAGAAGAAGAAAGAGAUGGAACUAGCAUCUGAUCCAGCCCCGCAAAUAUAUCGCGACAUGGAGCUGGAAGAAUUUGAGCGUAGUAUUUUAUCUCCUGAUCAUUUACGCGUCAAGAAGCUCAGGCAGCCGCUCUGGGUUCGAUUUGCCCUACAUAACCAUGAUACCAAGGCAGAAAGAUCCGCGCAAAAGAGCAAUUGGUACCGACAACAUGGACGGGGCGCAGGCAAGGAGGUCGUGUCGCGGCUUCUAAAGGUGGGCGACGUUGCUUCUUCAAGGCGCGAGCGACGCCAUCGCUCUGGCCCAUCCGAAUCUCAACGUCGAUCUACAGACACAGACACAGACUAUACACCUCUCUCCCUGUUAGACCGUAUUGGUGGUCGCCCUGGUCGUGAUUGGGAGGAUGACGAAUCGUUGCGAUUUACGCGUGAUCGUUCCGCUUCACCUGAGCGGGCUGAUAAGGGCAUGAACAUUCGUGGUCGAGGCUCUGUGCGUGCGCCUCGAUCCACCAUGGCCCGAUGGGACGAGGACAGCGGCUCGUCGCGCUAG